AUGCUCAAAUCAAUACUUCGGGGAGCUCUAGUAGCUACAAAGCCGGGUCCAGCCAGGCGCCAGUUCUCAUUCACAGCACUUCUGCGGAGCGAGACCCAGCCCAAAGAGAUAAUUAAUCUGGAACGGGUUCAAGUUAGAAAGAUGAAGAAGAGACGCCCAGUUGCUUCAUCGGUUGUUCCAAAAUCCCUACGAGAACCUUCAGUCGUCGCCAUGGCACUUUCAGAAUCACUGAACCUCAAUGAGGUCAUCAUGGAUGCACAGCUCAAUGGAAUGUAUAAUAUAACUGCAAUCGACGAGGACGCGGAUGACAGCUUGCACUUUGUCAAAAAACUGGAAUAUACCAUCAAUCCAGGCGAACUCAGUGAAAUUUUCGUGUUUCGAGAUGGAGUUGUCGUUUUUUGGAACGUUGAUUCUAGUCAGCGAUCGCAUAUUCUACGGGAGCUCGAACGAUACGCAGAUGCUCCAUAUGACUCGAUGAUUGUGAUGGAUGAGCAGGAUAGAAUGUUCUAUAAAUUUUCAGAGCAGUCUACAGGAUCCACCAUUCGUCAAGAUCGUUUCUACCUCUCGGGAAAACAUUUGGACGCCUUCCACGGCUCGAACGAAGCAAUUUUAGAGCGAUUUGCACUCAGUCAGGGAUUCGCUGCUUCCGUGAAAAUCGGAGUCUGGGAAAGUCUUCUAAACAAUCUUGCGGAGCCACUCUCCAACACUACAAAAUCGCUAACUCUGGGAAAGAUUCCGUGGAGCCGGAAGCAGGCUCUCAUGAGAUCCGGAGAAUUCGCAGCUCUUCGACACUCGAUUAAUCUUGAUUGUACCCUGUUGAAUAAGGAUUUCUAUUGGGAACGACCUGAAUUGGAGAAAUAUUAUACGAUGACGGGACGCCAUUUCUCACUAGACAGACGGAUAGGUCUCCUCAACAAGCGGCUCGACUACUGUGAGGAGCUCGUGAAGAUGGUCGACAACACGAUCGCCCUUCGCCACGCAUCCCAUCUGGAGUGGAUGAUCAUCGUGCUCAUCGUCAUCGAGGUCAUCUUCGACGUCUUCCAUUUUGCAGACAAAACGCCGAAAAGUGUGAUGAUUGUGCCGGAUUCUUCGAAAGCUCAGCAGCUCAGGAAUGAAGGAAACUAGCUUAAUCUAGAUUAAUUUUAAAUUCGAUUUUUUAGAUUUUUUGCCCAGAUAUAUAUGCAAUUUAGUGUUCAUUUUCCCCCCUGUUUCCCAUGGAAAUCUCCAUUUUCUACGUGUAAUUCAUUUCACAACAAUUUCAUUUCAUACCCAGUUCCAUAAAAAUUCCUAGUGACUUUU
Messenger RNA from Caenorhabditis elegans, 1299 nucleotides. Its product is annotated as DUF155 domain-containing protein. NCBI's taxonomy places the organism in Eukaryota, Metazoa, Nematoda, Chromadorea, Rhabditida, Rhabditidae. Gene Ontology annotation, cellular component: mitochondrion. The record is from RefSeq and is marked reviewed.